AGUGAAGGCAGGAGGUUUCUGUUUUAAGAAAUAAAGUGACUCCUCGCCCGUUGAUUCACUGCCCACAGGGAGAUUUUGAGCCGAAGCUUCCUAGCCUCGGUAGAGAUUUGCAUACAACGUCCACUUCCGGCUUCAGAUCCUGCUCUUCAACUUACCUGGGCCCCGGGGAGGGCGGAGGGAGGCACCUGACGCGGAGAACCCGGAGAGGCCGACGACCCUGGGGCCCCGGGCUGUCUGGCCGUGGCCGGUCUAAGAAACUAGAAUGAGCCGAAGUAUUCCUGUGGAGGUUGAUGAGUCAGAACCGUACCCCAGCCAGCUGCUGAAAGCAAUCCCAGAGGACUCCCUGGAAGCGGAAUCAGAACCGCCUGCUCCUGGCACAAGGAACACAGCACCCCACGGCGUGUCGGCACCCGGCACCCCUGACGGUUCCCCUGGAGACUCAGCUCAGGCUCCUCCACCUCUGGCGCUCGCCAGCCCACAGCGGCCCGUGUCCCAGGCAGUCACCUGCCUGCGCGCUAGAAUCCUGGAGGAGAGUGACGACAGCUUCUGCAGCAGGCACCCAGAGCCCAGCGAAGACUGUCCCUCGGGCUCCUCUGCAGCCAGCGCGCAGGAGUCUGGGAGUGGGGCUGGCGCCUUCCUCCCAGAGCGUCAGUUUUCAUUUCUGGGAAAGCACCAUCCGUGGCUGGGAUCUCAGCUUUCAGCAGCUUCUCGUGACGCUAGCCAUGACGCCGACACAUCCGACCAAAGUUUACCUAAUGCCUCAGCAGGCUCCCGGGGCAGCGGCCAAGAGACAUGGCUGUGGGCCCAACACCACAGGAACCACGAAGCCCCAGACCCACCCAGCACAGACGGUUCCCAGCCCCAAGAUGUCCUGGGCAUCCGGCAGCUGGAAAGGCCUCUGCCCUUGACCUCUGUGUGUUACCCUCAGGACCUCCCGGCCCCGCUCCGGUCCAGGGAGUUCCCCCAGAGGUACUCAGCAUGUGUACAGGUGCAGCCUUGCAACCCUUGCGCGCACACUCCGUGGAACCCUGCUUACUGUUGUCCCAGAGGUCCCGACCACCAGGUGCCAUAUGGCCACCACUGCCCUGGAGCACCUUGCCAGCAAGCCAUACAGCCAGCGCGACCUGGGCAGCCCCGGCUCGGAGUCAGUGUGAGAGGCCCACACCCCGUGCACAAGGUUAUUCUGAAUUAUCCCAGCCCCUGGGACCAAGAAGAGAGACCUGCACACAGGGAGUGCUCCUUCCCCGGGCCUCCACGCUAUCAGGACCAGCCGAACCCCCAGCCGCCCAAUAGGGCCGGGCUUCUGGAGGAGUCCUUGGAGCGUGCCCAGGCUCUGUCCCCAGCUGCUGUACCUCGACACCCCAGCAACACUGCAGCCAGAGGCACUCUGAGGACAAGCAAUUUGCCAGAAGAGUUGCGGAAAGUCUUUAUCACAUAUUCUAUGGACACAGCCAUGGAGGUGGUGAAAUUCGUGAACUUUCUCUUGGGCAAUGGCUUCCAAACUGCAAUCGACAUAUUUGAGGACAGAAUCCGAGGCAUCGAUAUCAUUAAGUGGAUGGAGCGCUACCUAAGGGAUAAGACAGUGAUGAUAAUCGUGGCAAUCAGCCCCAAAUACAAACAGGAUGUGGAAGGCGCUGAGUCGCAGCUGGACGAAGAUGAGCAUGGCUUACAUACUAAGUACAUCCAUCGCAUGAUGCAGAUUGAGUUCAUAAAACAAGGAAGCAUGAACUUCAGAUUCAUCCCUGUGCUCUUCCCAAAUGCGAAGAAGGAGCACGUGCCCACCUGGCUUCAGAACACGCACAUCUACAGCUGGCCCAAGAAUAAGAAAAACAUCCUGCUGCGGCUGCUCCGGGAGGAGGAAUUUGUGGCUCCUCCCCGGGGGCCUCUGCCCACCCUUCAGGUGGUGCCCUUGUGACACUGUCCGUCCCAGAUCCCCCGGGGCCUGUCACAUUAGGGGCCCUGUCGUGCCCCCACUGCCUUCGAACUGAGGCUGCCUGGGGAGUGCUGGCGGCCGUUUUUCAGCCGUUGCCUGAGGGACUCUGCAGCCCCAGGAAAACUGUUCGCCAAGCACCUGCCUCCUGGCACCUCCCAGGCCCUGUCUGCAAAGCGGAGGCCCACAGAACCCUCGGCAGGUGCCGGUGUCUAACCGGUUCCUCCUGACAGCUGCUGUGCCAGGCGAGUAGAUGACCUAAGUGAUCUCACAAAGCGAAUGUAAAGACCACCGAUACUCCUAUCUCUUCAGGCUACUCCCAGAUGCCUGUAUGUCCUUAGACCCAACUGAUUCCUGAACAAAUAAAAUAAAAAUGUUUACUCUUUUCUAAGAGUGUGUUUCCCUUCUCUCGAAGGAAACAGAUGCAUACCAACUAAUGUCCAGUAACGUGGCACUUGCUUCCCAGGACAUCAGCAAAGCUGCUUAGAUAUAAUAUUAGAGAAAUCUAACAGACGACUCGGAAUUAAAGGAUUAAAGCCAGAUUAGUCAAACAGCCCUUUUUCACAUAACCAUGAAAGUUUUUUCUUGCAGUGAAGUUUUGUUUUUAAUUUGAGGGAAUAUUUCCUACCUUUAUUCUUUUGCCAUGACUUCUAUUUUUUUUUCAAAGAUUUAUUUAUUUGAAAGGCAGAGUGACUGAGAGGGAGGGAAGGAGACAGAGAGAUUUUUCAUCUGCCAGUUCACUGCCUGAAUGUCUACAACAGCUGGGGCUGAGUCAGGCCGAAGCAGGAGCCUGGAACUCCACCAGGGUCUCCCACGUUGGUGGCAGAGGCCCUAGAAGUUGAGCCGUCAUCUGUUGCUUUCCCAGGCGCAUUAGCAGGGAGCUGGAACUCAAUCCAGGCACUCCUAUAUGGGAUGCAGGUGUCCCAGGUGGAGACUUAACUAGCUGCAUCACAAUGCCUGCCCCUGUAGUAGAGAUCUGU
Molecule: messenger RNA, 2910 nt
Organism: Lepus europaeus (European hare)
Lineage: Eukaryota; Metazoa; Chordata; Mammalia; Lagomorpha; Leporidae
Gene: TRAF3IP2
Product: TRAF3 interacting protein 2
Exons: 9
Coding region: 263-1915 (550 amino acids)
Biological process (GO): positive regulation of canonical NF-kappaB signal transduction; humoral immune response
Source: RefSeq, a predicted model, not a curated record